UUGUUUAUGUGACAAAAUUAAAAGCAUGAAUACUGACGUAAAACAACUGAUGUAGUACAUUAGCAACUGUGGUAUGAGCCACGUCUACGAAGCACGGAAGCAGCUAGAGCAGCCGGAAUUCAUGAGAUCAUAAUAGAUUCUCUUUCCUUUCACUAUCGAGUGGAACUAUAAACCGCGAAAACCUGUCAURUCUGUCAUCACUCAAACCCUCUCUUAAGAUUACAUACGUGAUAUUAUUUUGACAAGGUUAGGUUUAAUUCUAUCUAGUCAGGCAACAAGACAAGACGGAGAUCAAGAGCUGAAACCAUGACUUCGACUUUAGAUAUUGUUUUGACUGUAUUUUUUGCUAUCUUCGUGGUAAUGGAUAUUUUUCUUAACGUGGUGUUGGUGUUAGCAAUUCGUCGAAAGAAAUCCCUGCAGACACCUAUGAAUUUAUUGAUUCUCCACUUGGCCAUCGCCGAUGUUCUCAUAGGAGURUUUAUCAUCCCGAGGCACAUCCUAAGCUAUGCAAUAACUUAUCCAGACGGYAAAGCUAGUGAUUAUAUUUGUCAGUUUGUCACCGGUGGGAAUUUCAUCUGGACCUCUGUUACGACUUCGAGCGGUUUUCUUACUAUCAUAGCUUUGGAGAGACUUUUCGCUGUUGUCUUUCCCCAUAAAGCAAAACUUCGGGUCACGAAGAGGAGACUAAUAUGGUACGUAUGGGCAUGUUGGUUGUCRUCAAUCGCCUUCAAUCUCCCAAGUCCACUGGUUCAAAAGUAYGAUCACACAAACCACUUCUGCAUGGAAGACUGGCCCGAAUGGAGUGAUCCCAAAGCUUAUGUGGGUAUGGCCUUCGUWGCAGGGAAUUCGUCAGUCGUKGCUAUGUGUAUUCUUUAUUCUAUCAUUAUGUAUAGUCUGUGGAAGAAACGUAAAGCAGUCAGUGAKGUGUCAAGGGCCGCCAGAAUCAAUGCUAGGAAACGUGUGACAAAAAUGUUGAUUCUCAUGACUGUUGUGCACACAAUUUGCCGAACUCCCAACUACACUUUUUAUAUGCUUAGCAAAUUCGAUCCAGAGGCCAAGUACGGAUCGACUGUCUAUAGCUUCACUGUAUUUCUCAUUCUCUUCAAUUCUGCAACCCAUCCAUUUUUCUUCUGCUGGUACAUGAAUAAUCUUCGUCGUGAAGUAUUUGCCGUUCUGCCUUCUUGUUUCCUCACGAACGCUCCCGCGAGGUUAAGAAAGCUUACUUUGCCAACGACGGAGGCAAACAGUGACAGUGCAGCUCACAAAGGUGGGGUAGCUCACAGGAUGAAAGACCUGCACAGUUCGGACUUUGUUUCGAAUAGUUAUGACGAAAGGAAGAAAAACACCACGAAGAGGAACGAAAAAUGCYCACAGACACUGACCACUGAUACUGAAGACAACAAGAAAGAAAGUCGUAGCGAAGAUUUGGUUUUAAGCAAUAAAGAUUUUUUAGGAAGCAAAAUCGUAAAAGAAGAACAAGGCAAUAAUAAAGUGACUAAAUCAGUUUCGAGUGAUGAUGAGGAUGGUAGCAGCGAAGCAAAGGAAGUCGACGAAGAAAUAGCGGAAAACAAAUAUGCCCUGGAAUCAGAACUGAACAACGAUGUCAAACCACAAAGAACAAACCGUAAAACAACUGCUGAAGAAGAUGUGAUGUUAACCAUGGAACCGAUUGAAGUCUGAGCCAUGAAUUUGUGCAGGGAAAUAAACUGAAAUAGUUCAAGGAUUUGGAAUCAAAAAUUGAUCUAUUCUUGAAGGAAUAUUUUAUAUAAUUUAAUACAUUAAGGAGGGUUUUCCAUUAUAAAUUUCAUAAACAGCACUACAGAUAUUAAUAAUCCAAUAAAAUCGACGGGAAUGAUAAAUUAGCAAAAGAGCUGGGUUAGAAAAUUUUCACUUGCCAACAGUGAUAAAUGAUUCUUCAGUGAGUAUAAGAUAAAACUCAUAUAUAAUACUUACGUAUUUCUUGCUUUGAUUGUGGCUUAACCAUCGAGAAUUGACUUUGCACGCAAUCGUAUUAUAGAGAAAACUUUUAUACUCGAGUAAAACUAGUUUGAUCUUAAUUUGACCAUAAAUUUCGACGAUAAAAGUUUGUAAGUACUUGCAAUUUUAUUCUUAAAAAUAUAGUAACAUUCUUGAAUUAUUAUAAACGUCAUUUUAUAGUUCAAAAAUAUAUUAUAAACAUAAAUGAGUAUAAGCAAUAGCUAAAUAAGCAACAAUGAACUGAUAAGUAGAUAAAAGAAAGAGUUCGUAGUAGUUAGUAUAUUCAAUGCCUACAUUAUUGUUUACAUUCGUAUCAAGAUUUUGAAUUGAUUUGUACGUAUUCUUUGUUUAUAUAAGUGAUCAUUUUGAAAUCCCAAUUCACCACAUAUUUAAUGGAAUAAUACAAUAUCCAAAGCAGCUUAGUUUAAAAAUAUUUUUCCAUAAUCUUUUAUCGCUGAUUCCUAUGAACGAAUCUCCUACAAAGUCUCGCUGAGAGAAAAAGCUGCAUUUUGCAAAGAUAUCAUUAAGAUAUAUUUAGAUAAAUAUAGAURAACCACAACAGAUGGGCAAAACAAAUAUUGAAGUACAAAAAGGAACUAGAUGCAUUAACUACUCGAAUAAAAAACCCUCAAUAAAAAUUUUAUAUUAAAAUUAG
Actinia tenebrosa (Australian red waratah sea anemone) is the source of this 2632-nucleotide messenger RNA. RefSeq names its product pyroglutamylated RF-amide peptide receptor-like. Gene Ontology annotation, cellular component: membrane. Gene Ontology annotation, biological process: G protein-coupled receptor signaling pathway. Gene Ontology annotation, molecular function: G protein-coupled receptor activity. NCBI's taxonomy places the organism in Eukaryota, Metazoa, Cnidaria, Anthozoa, Actiniaria, Actiniidae. The record is from RefSeq and is a predicted model, not a curated record.